Colossoma macropomum (tambaqui) is the source of this 6928-nucleotide messenger RNA. It is a transcript of the gene adgrl3.1, whose product is annotated as adhesion G protein-coupled receptor L3.1. Gene Ontology annotation, molecular function: carbohydrate binding; G protein-coupled receptor activity. The record is from RefSeq and is a predicted model, not a curated record. NCBI's taxonomy places the organism in Eukaryota, Metazoa, Chordata, Actinopteri, Characiformes, Serrasalmidae. Gene Ontology annotation, cellular component: membrane. The coding region runs from base 480 to 5066 and encodes 1528 amino acids. Gene Ontology annotation, biological process: cell surface receptor signaling pathway; G protein-coupled receptor signaling pathway. The transcript has 24 exons.
CGUCCAAAUUGGCUUGUCGUUUUUCCCCCUCGCUCGCGCUCUCUCGCGCUGUCAAGCUCGCGGCCCCCCUCGUCCUGCGCCACGCGCCCGUCCACAACGAUGCUGUCCUCGCGCUGAAGCUCCGCGGCUGGACGCAGCGCUCGAGACGCGCGCGCGCAUCUGCUUUUUUCUGAACGCGAGGGAUCCGGAUUCGAAACCGUUAGCGUGAAGGCGCCUCGCGUUUCUGCCUCUUCGGUCGGUGAACGGGUGAGGGAUAAAGCCCGACUCAAACCGCCGAGAUCUUAUUGACACCGAGGCUGUUUUCGUUUUUUUGACGGGGAACCGUGUUUCAAUCCCAAUCCGGAGACCGCGGCUUUGUCACGGGGGAUUAAAAAGACUGUUUUGAGGUUUUUGGUCAUCCUGCAGGUUUGCCGUGGUCGCCGAGCGCAUCCGUUCCCGUGUCUUCUGAAGAUGUGGUGUGUGUGUCAGAGGAGAACUCCAUGGCUCUAAAGAAUGUAAGACAGAGCUCUAGCAGCCGGUCAGAGCAGAUGUCAGUGGGGCCAUCGGGGGACAUGUGGUCGACACACCUACUCUUCCUCUUCGCAUUCUUCACACCCGUCAUGCUUGUGUUGAGUCGUGCUCCUGUGCCAAUGGCCGUGGUUCGUCGUGAGUUGUCAUGUGAGGGUUACCCCAUCGAGCUGCGCUGCCCUGGCACUGACGUCAUCAUGAUCGAGAGCGCCAACUACGGACGCACAGACGAUAAGAUCUGUGACUCAGACCCUGCUCAGAUGGAGAACACCCGCUGCUAUCUGCCAGACGCAUAUAAGAUUAUGGGCUUCAGAUGUAAUAACAGGACGCAGUGUGCAGUGGUCGCAGGUCCAGAUGUUUUUCCUGAUCCUUGUCCUGGAACAUACAAGUAUCUGGAAGUUCAGUAUGAGUGUGUGCCAUACAAAGUGGAGCAGAGAGUCUUCCUCUGUCCAGGCAUCCUGAAAGGUGUGUACCAGAGCGAGCAUCUGUUCGAAUCGGACCACCAGUCGGGAUCAUGGUGCAAGGACCCAUUGCAGUCAUCCAACAAGAUCUACUACAUGCCCUGGACCCCGUACCGCACGGACACGCUGACUGAAUACUCGUCUAAAGAGGACUUCAUAGCGGGCCGUCCCACCACCACCUACAAGCUACCCCACCGGGUAGACGGUACGGGUUUUGUGGUAUACGAUGGUGCACUCUUCUUUAACAAGGAACGAACUCGAAACAUUGUUAAGUUCGACCUGCGAACACGCAUCAAGAGUGGAGAGGCCAUUAUCGCCAACGCAAAUUACCAUGACACCUCACCCUACCGUUGGGGAGGGAAAUCCGACAUUGACCUGGCGGUGGACGAAAAUGGUCUGUGGGUCAUCUAUGCCACUGAGCAGAACAAUGGUCGAAUUGUGGUCAGCCAGCUAAACCCCUACACCCUCCGCAUCGAAGGGUCAUGGUACACAACGUAUGACAAGCGUUCAGCCUCCAACGCUUUCAUGAUCUGUGGUGUCCUCUACGUGGUCAAAAGUGUCUACGAAGAUGACGACAACGAGGCAUCUGGGAACAAAAUUGAUUACAUGUACAGCACGGAGAAGAGCCGUGAGACGCACAUCAACAUCCCCUUCCCCAACUCAUACCAGUAUAUUGCAGCUGUGGACUACAACCCGCGGGACAACCUGCUGUACGUCUGGAACAACUACCAUGUCGUCAAGUACUCGCUGGAUUUUGGGAACAACGACAUCAGGCUGGGCCUCGAUCCUCCCUCCUCAGUCUUGCUUCCUGAUCAGCUGCCACCAUCACGGAGCUCCACGUCCCGCCCUCAUCCUUACACAGGAACACUCCGGCCCUCACUCACCACCACCACUACCACUACCAUGGCUCCACCCCGUCGCCGCGAUGACGACAACUUCCUCCCUGAGGCCUUGACUCGGCCCCCUCCCUCAGUCCAGACACCUGUUGUCAUUGACUACUGCUCCCCUCGCGUGACUGCCGAAAUCUCCUGGCCCCAGACUCACCAGGGACAGGUUGCCAAGCAGCCAUGCCCACCAGGCACCAUAGGCGUUGCAACGUUUACCUGCAUGAUGGGCUACUGGGACCUGAAGGGGCCAGACAUGAGCAACUGCACCUCGCCGUGGACCAAUCACAUAACUCAAAGAAUGAGGUCCGGGGAGACAGCCGCUAUAGUAGCCCGUGAGCUGGCUGAGCAGACGAAGGCAGAGUUGCGUCCAGGUGACGUUCCCUCCACAGUCAAAGCCAUGGCACAGCUGGUGGAACUACUUGAUGUUCAGCUUCGGAAUCUCACACCUGGGGGAAAAGAUACAGCGGCCCGUAGCCUUAACAAGCUUCAGAAGAGAGAGAGGUCGUGCCGAUUCUUCCUUCAGGCCAUGGUGGAGACAGUGAAUAACCUGCUGGAGUGGCGUUCUCAGGCUGCGUGGAAAGCUCUGGCGGUCAGUGAGCAGCUGCGCUGUGCCACCAUGCUGCUGGACACAGUGGAGACUGGAGCAUUCAUGCUGGCCGACAACCUGCUGAAGACUGACACCAUACAGGAGAGCGCCAAAAACAUCCAACUGGAGGUGGCGCGACUGAGCACAGAUGGUGACCUGGAGGACCUGACUUUCCCUCAGUCGGAAUCUUCCGGCAACUCCAUUCAUCUCUCGGCGAACACUCUCAAACAGCACGGCCGCAACGGUGAGAUCCGCAUGGCUCUGGUGCUCUACAAGAACCUGGGCCAGUAUCUGUCCACAGAGAACGCCAGUGUGCGAUUGGGCAGUGAAGCUGCUUAUCCAAACCACUCCCUCAUCGUCAACUCACCUGUUAUAACAGCAGCCAUUAACAAAGACAGCAACAAGGUCUACCUGUCUGAACCCGUGGUAUUCACCGUCAGACACCUACAGCAGUCGGAGGAGAACUUCAACCCCAACUGUUCGUUCUGGAGCUACUCCAAGCGGACCAUGACAGGCUUCUGGUCCACACAGGACUGCAGGCUGCUCAGGACCAAUCGCACUCACACCUCCUGCUCCUGCACACACCUCACCAAUUUUGCUGUGCUCAUGGCCCACGUGGAGGUCAAGAAGGCAGAUCAGAUGCAGAAGCUGCUGCUGGAUUUGAUCACCUGGGUGGGGAUUUUGCUCUCACUCGUCUGUCUGCUCAUCUGUAUCUUCACCUUCUGCUUCUUCCGCGGCCUGCAAAGUGACCGCAACACCAUCCACAAGAACCUCUGCAUCUCGCUCUUCAUCGCCGAAACGCUCUUCCUCACUGGCAUCCACCGCACCGACCAGCCGAUCGUGUGUGCAGUGUUUGCUGCCCUGCUGCACUUUUUCUUCUUGGCGGCAUUUACAUGGAUGUUCCUGGAAGGCGUGCAGCUUUACAUCAUGCUGGUGGAGGUUUUUGAGAGUGAAUACUCACGCACUAAAUACUUCUACCUCACCGGCUAUGGAGUACCUGCCCUUAUAGUGGCCGUGUCCGCUGCUGUCGACUACCGCAGCUACGGGACGGACAGAGUGUGCUGGCUUCGGUUAGACACUUACUUCAUCUGGAGCUUCAUUGGCCCUGCAACUCUCAUCAUCAUGCUGAAUGUGAUUUUCCUGGGCAUUGCACUUUACAAGAUGUUCCACCACACUGCUAUUCUGAAACCAGACUCUGGUUGCCUGGACAACAUCAAGUCAUGGGUGAUAGGAGAUAUAGCCCUGCUCUGUCUGCUGGGCCUAACCUGGGCUUUUGGACUGAUGUACAUCAAUGAAAACACUAUGAUCAUGGCCUACCUCUUUACCAUCUUUAACUCGCUGCAGAGCAUGUUCAUCUUCAUUUUCCACUGCAUCCUACAGAAGAAGGUGCGUAAGGAGUAUGGCAGGUGUCUUCGUACACAUUGCUGCAGUGGAAAGAGUGUGGAGUCGACUAUCUCCACAUCCACCAAGACCAGCACAGCGCGGACACCUGGACGCUACUCCACCAACUCACAGAGUCGUAUUCGGAGGAUGUGGAAUGACACUGUCAGGAAGCAGUCUGAGUCAUCCUUUAUCACUGGAGAUAUUAACAGCUCAGCUACUCUAAACAGAGGUACCAUGGCUAACCAUCUCAUCUCUAAUGCACUGUUGCGUCCUCAUGGCACUAACCCUUAUAACACACUGCUGGGAGAGUCUGCUGUAUACAAUAAUCCGUCUGCAAACAUGUUCAACACUCAAGCCUCCUACAGAGAUUCAAAGGGCAUGCUGAACAACGCGCGUGACUCCAGCGUCAUGGACACGCUGCCGCUCAACGGUAACCAUGGCAACAGCUAUGGCAUGGCGGCGGGCGACUACCUGACAUACAGCUCACGCAGCAGCGAGCCGCCCACCACGCUGGAGAAGAAGAUUCUGAAGGAGCUGACAGCCAACUACACAGCACCGUACCUGAGUGCACCAGAGCGUCAGGGCAACCCCAGCGCCAAGCUCAGCAACCACAUGGCCAACGGGGGCGUGGCCAAGGAUGACGUCAUGGUGCUGGACAACCCUGGUGCCUUCCAUCGCCAUGACGAUGGCGGUGGUGGAGGUGGCCUGAGCUUGGAGAUCAUCCGGGAAGAAUCACAGGCUCCUCUCCUGCCUCCACGGCCACCACCCCCUGACAGCCAUGCCCCACCCACUUUGCACACCUUCUCUGCCCACCGGCGUGUGCCACAGGAGAACAGCGAAAGCUUCUUCCCUCUGCUGCCCAACGAGACGCUAAACCCCAUAAGAGACUCUAUCUACACCAGCAUGCCCACGCUCACCGACCUGCCACGUGGCACGGAAGACCUCAUCAACGGUCUCCACGACGAUGAAGAUGACGAUGACGAGGCUGAGGAAGAGGAGGUGGAAGAAGGGAGCGAGCUGCAGCUUCAGCUGGCCAACGGCAAAGGGGUCGUUGUGGACUCAGAUGACGUGUACUACAAGAGCAUGCCGAACCUUGGCUCACGGAACCACAUACAAGAACUGCAGAGCUACUACCAGAUGGGUCGGGGCGGCAGCGACGGCUUCAUCGCCCCGCCUGAAAAGGACGAAUCAUCGCCUGAGGAGCAGCCGCAAGACCCCUCGCACCUGGUCACGAGCUUAUAGAGCUCUGUGUGAUGAUGCAACGCACAAGGCACGGGAAAAACACUACCUACUGCACUGAUAGAUCCCACUGAUAGAGGCUGAUAACCAGAUAGCUUACCCAAAACCAAUAAAGACCAGUACCCGAUACAAGUUAGCACUAGCAACCAGUACCCGUUAGGGCCAGUAACUGAUUUCAGUACUAGUACCAGUACCAGUAAACCAUCUCCACUGAGCAAAUUUACUGUGGUUUGUGUAACUGCCAUGCACAACAAGAAGCCCCUAGUUCAAGGAGGGCUUGAUAAACCCCUUUUUUGUGUAACCACUUGGAUCCAGCCAUUUUGAAUAGCUUGGCAAACCUACCUUUCGGAUAUGACCGGCACAGAACCUUCUGGUGGACAUGGCGGCCACGGAUUCCAGUCAGAGAAACGUCCAUCCUUGCAUCACUUUGCUCCAUAACGACUUUUGUCCAAAAGCUCUCUGGGUAUCCUUCAACCUCCUUAUGGAUUGCUCCAGUGUCAAAUGCAUAUGAACUGAUAGCAACAGACUAAUUGCCAUUUUAGAUUAUGUACGUUGAUAAGACACCAACCUGGACCUUGAACCUUGAACUGUAGUUUAUCUACCCACAAAAUAUCCAUAACUCUCUCGACUUCGGGUGACGACUCUCAGCUGCACACAUUCCUUCCUGUUUAGCACCAUUACUGUUUCCAAGUAUGAAGUCACAACAAACCAUCUAAUCUUGAGGAAUUUGAGGAAGCGUUCUUUUUUCUUAUGUUUAUUUUUCUGUAAUAAUAUCAGUUAUUGAGAGGUAAUACGCACUAAUAACAAAGAAAUGGGACAGAUUUCUAUGUAAAAUGUACAGACCCCGUUGCAUUGCAUAUGAUGAUGCGUCUCACAUUUUUUGAUAUACUUUUCCCUGCGUAUGUGUUUGUGUAGAACUUAGACCAAUCCAGAAACUGUGCUGGUCCUCCGUACUAUUACCCCCCCAUAUUACCACUAGGAGUGACCAACCCACACACACACACAUACAUACACACAUUCACACAGAAAUGCAAACACCAACUUCUUAUUUAUAACCAAAUAACACAACACUGACACUCUUCUUGUUUGAGGCAUCAUCACCAUGAUUUUGUUUCCGAGGCAGAACUCUCUUUCUGUUUCCACACUUUGUCAAUCUUGUCCACAAAAAGAAACGACAGCAGAAAGAACAGCAGGUUGAGCGCUCCUAUCCCAAAUGUCCACAGAUUCGAAUACUGAUCAUAUCAUAACAGUAGGGGUCGACUGGAUGCCCUACAGCCAGUCUAAAUUGGCAUCAUCCGAUGUCUGUUUUAAUAUAUUCACCUAGCAGUUCACUCUUGACAGGACAAGAAGAUGGAAAGGUAAGAGUGUGUAGGGACAGGUGCCCCACAAGGAUGAGUGGAAAGUGUAUAAAGUAUGAAAGCUUUCUCCAAGUACAUGAACAGGCUGUUAAGAUAAGACCUAAUUUUGUGCUGUUGGGACAGAAGCAAGAUUUUUUUCCCCAAAUCUACAGUUUACUGUUUCUCAAAAUGAAAUGAUUCUUGUAGCUUGCACAUCUACUUCCUUUAUUACCCAGAAAACAAUGACUGAAUAUCUAUCCCCAUGAGGUGCUUUCACAGAUCUGAAUAAUCGUCGGAUCGUUGGUAGAGGAGAGGAGAGAUUUGAAAAAAUCGGCACUGAGACCUUUUUUUAUCAUUAUGAUUAUUAUUAUUACCAUCAAUAUUGUUAUUAUGAUUAUUAUGAUAUCUAUGGAAUUAUUAUUUAUUCUUUUCAUAUGCAUUCUAAAUUGAAUGAACUCAUAACUAAUAUUUGUUGUAACAGUGAAAGUUGUUUGCCAACAAAUAAAAUGACUGAAUUAAUAUUUAGAA